AUGCCACAAUCGAAAUUUUGUCCGCGGCCCACACGCACAGGUCGGCGCAUCGAGUUGGGCCGCCAGCUGCACGGCUCUACUGCGUAUGGGGACGAGUCUAAUCACACUUCAGAUGCCGAUCGGGAGCAAGCGAAGCAGCAGAUUGAACUAUCUUGGCCCAGGAUUUACUUACGGCUCAUUAACUGUUACUUCAGCUAUGCCUUCACGACUGUGCCUGUGCCUGAGUAUGAGCGAUUCGCUCAUGCGUUCAACUGUUCAUUUGGGGACCCAACUCUUAUGGCGAAAUACCUGAAUGGGCAAGAAGGUGACGAGGCUACCUGUUCAUACUUUCAUGAAUGUCUUGCGGAUUUGAAUCCAAAGGAUCCAGCUUCUUUCGUAUAUGCCACACCAGAGACGAUUGAAGUGCUCCUGACAGUAAUUUGUGCAUGGGGUGCGCAUUUCAUCCUACUGCCUUUUGAGCAGAUUGAUUUACACUGUUUUUCUCACAUGGGACACAAAUCACUUGCUCAAGCGGCCGAAAUGGAUCCAGGGCUUGGCUUUCGCCGCUCCGACCCGGCAGGCUUAUCAUGCAAUGGCGCAUCAGGCGAAGGGAUGAAACGGCGGCAGAAGCGGCGUCAAGGCGUUGCUUGUGACACAUGCCGUCUUCGGCGUGUGCGAUGUGACUUGAUGGAACAACCACCUGGCACUAAAGCUUGCACACGAUGCCGGGUGAAGCGUAUAGUGUGUACCGACCGGUACAUCAAAUGGAAACGCGAGCGAGAUAUGCUAAAAAACCCAAGUGGUACUCAUGCGUUACCUGACGUGCAACUACUUCCGAAACGUGAGGAAUUUUUGAUGAUGGAAGAGCAACCUUUGCCUGUGCAGAAACUAUCGCAACAAGAGCUGCUUGAGCACGGUACGACUCGCGAAGCUGCAUGCAAUUUUUUUAUCAACAGGUCCCUGAUGCUUGUGCACAAGUAUGAUCUUGUAAACAAGUGUGUUGUACAGAGUGUUAUAGCGCUACUGAUGCUUAGCUCUCUUCUUGACUAUGUUCGACCAGAUUUAUCAAUGGAUUCACACCGUGUGGCGGUGCAGCAUCUCAAGAAACUCUUUGGUGGAACUGAGUUUGACUUGAGCAUUUUCUUGCAAUCGGGACCAUUUUUUGAGCAGAUUAAGCUUCUGUCGCCUUCCGUGUACAGCACAUGGUCUGGGUGCGUGACGCCGUACUUUCCCAUGUUUCCUCGGGAUUGGUACGCCGUUGGAUUCCGCACCGAAACCAAUGGCCCAAUCCGGAUACAGCCCGUGUCGCAGCUUCUGCAGUUUUGUGAACAACUGUCACCUGAAAUGUCCCUUGCCAUGGUGAUGUUUCUGACGCAUCAGCUAGCCCUUGUGGGCCAUACCCUGUAUGAUGAAAUCAUUGUGCCAACCACGAGCGAUAAGAUACCACCAUCUAUGCCGGCAUUCAAAUCAUUGUAUGAUGCAUGCAGGCGAGUAUGGGACGACCUAUACACUGUUGAAAGGGCAUUGCAUGUCUUACUCAGAAAUGCGGCUCCUCAUGUGACUUGUCUACGACCGAUGAACAUGUUGGUGUGUGCUAUCAUGGUGUAUUCGGUUCUCUUUUUGCUAUAUCAGAUCAUCUCCAAGCGCAUCAACGACUGGGCAAGUUCGAGCCAAUCUAUACUAUCGUUUAGUGACCCAUCUGAUGAAAAAGAGGAACUCAUCAGUGGGAUUCGCGAACUCAUGCGAGAAAGUCAGGAACAUACGCUGAAAAUCUGCCGCACUAUUGCCAUGUAUAUUCACAAACUUCUACCCACAGGUCUUGUAUGCCGUGGAACUACUCUGAUCCGUUUAACAUUUCGAAUUGCCCAGGUUCUAUCCAGGGCGACUCCUGUGUCGGAGGAGAUGAAUGAGCCAUCUGAGACACCGGGCCAGAACGAUCAAACCAUUCACUCAACACCGCUUUUCGACGAAUUGUUAAAUCCGUCGGGUGACGCUACGGAUAAUGUUUCGGCAUUUGCUGGUGCUUUACCUCGUUUUGCUACUGGUACUGCCACUUUUGUGCCAGAUAAUGAAAAGAGUGCAUUGGCGAGCACCAAACCCUGGUCGUCCGCACCCUCAGGCAUAAGGCAGGGGUCUUCGGAAAUGCGGCAUGGCAGCACAAAGUAUGCAGAAGCCGACCCUGACAACAUCAACAUCUUACUCACAACGCCACUUUCGCGUACGCUAGGUCCAUUUACACGAAAUGCUAAGAUCAAAGAAACUGAUUGGUGUAUCGAAGCUCUUGGACAUAUCGGAUUUUCAUACCCGAACUUGGGCGUUGAGAUCCGCCGAAUUGUUGACACAAUGCAAGCCAUCACAUAA
Malassezia globosa CBS 7966 is the source of this 2340-nucleotide messenger RNA. RefSeq lists its product as uncharacterized. Gene Ontology annotation, biological process: regulation of DNA-templated transcription. The record is from RefSeq and is a predicted model, not a curated record. The transcript has 2 exons. Bases 1 to 2340 code for a protein of 779 amino acids. Gene Ontology annotation, molecular function: zinc ion binding; DNA-binding transcription factor activity, RNA polymerase II-specific. Lineage: Eukaryota; Fungi; Basidiomycota; Malasseziomycetes; Malasseziales; Malasseziaceae.